Knipowitschia caucasica is the source of this 723-nucleotide messenger RNA. NCBI's taxonomy places the organism in Eukaryota, Metazoa, Chordata, Actinopteri, Gobiiformes, Gobiidae. The record is from the annotation of a GenBank genome assembly.
AUGUCUUCUCCGCUCUCGCAACUCGUAGGUCCUCCUUUAGAAAUAAUGCACUCCAUCAACGAAAAAGACACAACCUAUACUAAGAUAUUUGUAGGAGGUUUGCCGUACCACACCAAUGACGCGUCUCUGAGGAAAUACUUUGAGACUUUUGGAGAGAUCGAUGAAGCGGUGGUGAUUACGGACAAGCAGACGGGCAAGUCCAGAGGAUACGGCUUUGUGACCAUGGUGGACAGAGGGUCAGCAGAACGAGCCUGUAAAGACGCAAACCCGAUCAUCGAUGGGAGGAAAGCCAACGUGAACCUGGCCUAUCUGGGAGCCAAGCCACGGGCCUCUCAGACAAGUGUGUCUGUGGGAGUGCAGCAGAUCCAUCCUUCAUGGACUCAAAGACAGUACGGCCUGACGCAGCACUACCUGUACCCCCAGACCUUCCUCCAGCCCAGCGUGCUUCUGCAGUCGCCCCUGAGCUCCACCUCCGCCCUGGCCUCCCCGUACCUGGACUACUCCUCCGUCUACGCCCCUUUCCUGGAGCAGUACCCCUACACUGCCUCCCCGUCCCCCUCCGCCGGCGGGUACCUCGGCUACGCUCUCUCCCCUGGGACCCCCGCCCCCACGAACGCCCCCAGCGCCCUGCACCCUUCGCUGUCCGCGCUCGCCACUGUGACCGCCCCGCCCGCCACCGCCUUCCUGCACUACCCCAUGCACCAGCCCGAUCGCUUACAGUAA